AUGUUUAGUAUCAUGUGUGAAACUGAUUUUACCUUUUUUUUUUUUUUUUUUCCCCUCAGAUGUACUUUCCGAUUCCCUAGCACGGUUAUAAAGAUCCAGUUCACAUCUUUAUACCAUAAAGAGGAAGUAAAAGAGGAAGCCUCAUCGCCUCCCCUUCGGCCACUUUACCCUCAAAUAUCGCCUCUGAAGAUCCACAUCCCGGAGCCGGAUCUCCGGAGCGUGGUCAGUCCCCUCCCAUCCCCCACAGGCACUAUCAGUGUUCCCAACUCUUGCCCAGCCAGUCCACGUGGUGCUGGAUCCUCAGGAUAUCGUUUUGUUCACAACAUUACCUCGGAUCUGCAGCUGGCAGCAGAGUAUGCUGCAAAAGCAGCAUCAGAACAGCAGGCAGAUGCAUCUGGCGGGGACAGCCCAAAGGAUGAGUCCAAGCCACCCUAUUCUUAUGCUCAGCUAAUUGUGCAGGCUAUAUCUUCAGCCCAGGACAGGCAAUUAACACUAAGUGGGAUCUAUGCCCACAUUACCAAGCAUUAUCCAUAUUACAGGACUGCUGACAAAGGCUGGCAGAAUUCCAUUCGGCACAACCUCUCCUUGAACCGUUACUUUAUUAAAGUCCCACGCUCCCAGGAGGAGCCUGGAAAAGGCUCCUUUUGGCGAAUUGACCCUCCCUCUGAAGCCAAACUAGUAGAGCAAGCAUUUAGAAAACGAAGGCAAAGAGGAGUGUCCUGCUUCCGAACACCUUUUGGGCCCCUCUCCUCCAGGAGUGCUCCUGCUUCCCCUACUCACCCUGGCCUGCUGUCCCCUCACUCUAGUGGCCUACAGACUCCAGAGUGCCUGUCACGGGAGGGCUCACCCAUUCCACACGAUCACGACUUUGGGUCAAAGUUAGCCUCAGUUCCAGAGUAUCGGUAUUCACAGAGUGCACCUGGUUCUCCAGUCAGUGCCCAGCCAGUGAUUAUGGCUGUUCCUCCCCGACCAUCUACUCUGGUGGCAAAACCAGUCGCAUACAUGCCAGCAUCAAUAGUGACUUCACAACAGCCUUCAUGUCAUGCGAUUCACGUAGUUCAGCAAGCUCCCACUGUUACAAUGGUCCGAGUUGUGACCUCCUCUGCAAACUCUGCAAACGGAUACAUCCUCACAAAUCAGGGCACAGCAGGAGGAGCUCAUGAAGCUGCAGGAGCAGUGUUGGACUUAGCUGGUGAUCACCGAGCAGGCAUGGAUGAAAAGCCAACUAUUGCAUUUGCCACAAUACCUACAGCCAGCCGUGUUAUUCAGACAGUUGCCAGUCAGAUGGCACAGGGUGUUCCAGGACAGACAGUCACGAUCCUUCAGCAGGCGGCUCCAGUGACCAUCGGACAGCACCAGCUCCCCGUGCGGGCAGUCACUCAGAACGGGAAACACGCCGUCCCCUCCAACAGCAUCACGGGCAGCACUUAUGCUCUUACAAAUCCAUUGCAGCUUCUUGCAGCCCAGGCCAGCUCAUCCACUCCUGUUGUAGUCAGCCGGGUGUGUGAGACAGGGACCGAAGAAACAGCAGCAGCCUCUUCCAGUGAACCUGAAGUGAAAAGACCCCGGAUAGAAGAGUCCAGUGGAGCCGUCGCAGCUCAAACUGGAGUCAUCACAUCUGCAGUGCCACAAGGACAGGCAACCAGUGAAUGAAGAACCAGUGGGAGGAGCUGGAGAGAUACAGGAUGGGCAUGGGAUGGCAGGAGCCCUAAAGCAGCUUUCAGAGAAAACAAACCACAACUGUAACAGCUCAAAACAUAACGGAUAAAGAGUUCUCUUUAAAGUCAGAUUUUUAAAUGGGAGGACAACAGCUGUUAGAAUCACAAGGUGCCAAAAAGAAUGGAAAAUCCCUCUCAAGAACCCAUAUCUGGAACUCUGUUCUGUCUUUACCUAUGGGAUAUUUUUUCCUUUUUAUUUUUUUUAAUUCAAAAAAAUACAGACAACUGAUUGUAUGACUGCUGGGAUAUUUUUUUAACUGUCUUUUCCCCUUUUGGCUCCAAGGGAAUGGGAUUUGCAGCUCAGCAUCUAAAGGAAUGUAACACAAUUACAGUCUGCUCCCUGGAAAGAAAACUCCUCAUUUUCUAUGCCUUAAUACUGUGCUUCUCAGAGCUUUGAACCAUAGGACCAUUUUAAAAAGGCCACCUAAGGCAAUCAAAUGCUGAAAGAUGGAUGCAGUAUCUCACAACAACAUUAAAGAAACAUGGUACCAAGCUUAAAGAAAAAGGCAAAUGAUUUCGUUUUUUAAAACAGAAAAAUUCUGAAUAUGAACGAAUGUUUAUUUAUGUGGGGGUUCAGGAGGAAGAGCUACAGGGCUCAGCCACCUGGAUUUUCAGAUGCAAUUUCUUUCCAUUCCCUCUGAGGGAGAAUAAGAUGACAGAGGAACUGUAUUAAUUUGGUUCCUGUAAAGAUAUUAAAAACAAAGGGUUUUGUACCUUCAGUGAUUUCUUACAAUUAUUCAUCGCUUGCUCUGGACAACAGCCAAAGUUUCUUGAUGACUGAGGAUCACAUGGGGAAGGGUGUCUUCAAAAGGUUCUGUGUGCAUUUGAUUGAUCACAUCCUGUGCUGGAGCACCAGGUUUUGUUCAAAAUGGCACUGUAGGUAAAGACAUUGCCAUUGUUUCUGUGAACUUUAGAAAAUAUUGGCUGGUUUUCUGCACUAAAGCAGUCUGCCUUCACCUCCCGGUCAUAGUGUGGUCCUCAGCUAGAUGAACGAUGGUUGGGAGGCCAGGGCUGGAUUGGAGUCUGUCACUGGCCCUCUGCCAUGACUAACAGCAAAGCUCCUGUGUUACUCUUCUGAGACGGAAGUUGAGAGCUGGAGUGAGAGGCAGCAGAGUUCAUACAAUGUUUAAUAUAAAUUCUGUAAAGGGUAUAGAGACCAAGGCAAAAGAGGCCUUUCAAUUUCCAUGUGGCAAAAGUCACUGGAGGUCUUCAAACAGGUUUUCCAAAAGGAAUUUGGAGGUUUCCUUUCAGUGCCAGGCUCCCUCUCCCAUCUCUCCUCCCUUGAGGACUAUUUGGGUUGGCCAGUAGGAGGAGGCUUUUACUCAAAUUGUAUUCUAGACUCUUCAUGUAGUACAAGUACAUCUCAAGUAAAGCAGAUCUGAGUCACUCCAGCCACAUGGAACAGUGCCUUUUGACUAUCAAAGAAAUCAACCCCUGCAUAGCCUCCAGCUAACCCCUUUGGUUUUCUGCCUGUUUGCAGUCCCCUUGGCUAAUGUCUUCUGGCAGCACAGCAGAGAUCUCUCAAUUUAGAAAAUGUUAUGGCUUUGGUAAUGGCAAAAGAGACUUAAGCAGGAUGUGAUAUGUCUUUGGUAGGUUAUCCCCCUAUCUGUAUUGAUUUAUUGUCAGGUUGCUGUCUUGCACAGUCUGACAGUACUAUCUCAGAGCAGAGAGGCAAGCCCUCUGCAAAAAGAUUUCCCCAAUGUGCAGUAAAUGAUACUGUCAGUAUGUCCGUUGGGAUUAGGGGGUAAGGCACAACCAUUCAAUGUCUGCUGGAAUCUGGGGAGGGGGAGGAAAUCUGCAAGGUAACAGCUGGCAUCACCUGUUCCCUUCUAGGUUUCCUUUCUCUUUGUCAAAUCAUACUCAACAGCCAGGUCCCACUGUUUGAAUAAAACCUACCCAUGUUUUAUUCUCAAGCCAAUUGCUUUGAGAAAUAUUUCUGAAAAAAAGGGAAAAUUUCUUGGUCUCGUGAUUUGUGGUUAUUUCUGCGGUUAGAGGCACACAACAUAUUCAGCACAGCUAGGCUUUUGUAAUUUAGGUGUCUGCCUUUAGUGACAAGUUAUUAGAUUGGAUUUUAGUACUUUGAAAUGAUUUUGUGAAGGAGGAUUGUUACAGACCAUGAAGUAAUUGAAGUGGGCCAGCCUCCAGCUGUCACUUUUCCUGUUAGGAAGGCUAGGUGUGGCACAGUGGAGAAGCACACGGAUUAGCUCUGUUUGCUGUAGACUUUUCAAAGCCAGAAUUUAAUAAAACGGACUUCAAGGAAGAACGCACAAGUGAGAGUGCAGCAUAGUUUAUCUGUGAUUAAUCAUUACUGCUGGUUUAGAUUCAGGCAUGCCUCUGAAACAGCCCUGAGGCUAGGGAGCUUUCCUGAAGCAGAAGAGUCUUUGGGUUUCCAGUAUGUUGGGUGAGUCAAUGCAAGAUGAGCAACCAAAAAAAUACUGUUCAGGAUGUGAAGCUGCCAGAGUUUUGUGGAUUUUUCAUCACUGCUGCUUUUCUCUUGGAAAGGCUGAAUAAUUAGGCCCUAAACUUCUGUAAACUAGUCCAGCACUAUAGAAAUAUAUCAGCUGAAUCACAGUGUUUUCAUACACCAGGUGCUGUUUUAUCAAUACCUCUUGAAAAUCCAUCCUCAGCUUGCGUGUAUAGAUCCGCUGCUUCAGUAUUUAGAACAGAAUAACACUUUCUCACUCAUCUUUUGUGGCUCACAAUGCCUGCUGGUUAAAAUGUGACUUGAGGAUAAGCAAAUAUAUUUGUUCACCCAUCCUGCUUUGAGGUGUCUGGAACUUGUCGGUUCAUCAUGUCAGGAGCUUUUUGCUUUACCAGUCUGCUGCAUCCCCUUCCUCCUGUAGGAAGCAGCCAUGCCACUUGAAAACUUCUGUGGUAUGUUUGCCUAUACAUUGUCUGUAUUGUUCUCUGAUAUGAGGUAAAGUAACAGUUCUCUCUAAAUCCUGUUGAGAGCUGUGGAAAAAUGUGGUUCUUCAUCUGGAGCACAUGAGACAGACAUCUUGUUUGAAGCUUCCAGACACACUCCUCAGUCUGAAAGACAGCACCUCUCUUCUUGCAUAUCAAUCCUGAUUCCCCAGGUUUUCAGUUCUGAGCGCUACAGAUUAAUGUGAUAGUAGAAUUAAGUCUUCAUCUACAAAGAAAAUGCCAACUUAAUGGUUAUAUGCAGCACUCAGAUUAUUUUAAAUUCAUCGUCUAACUUGUUUUUAUUGUCUAAAAGUUGCAUCUCAUGUCCUCAAUUAUAUUAACUGAGGGAGGUUUGAGGGGGAAAGGAGUAGGAGGCUUCCCUCCAUCUUCUCUCUGUAUAACAAAGGUCAGGGCAUGCUGAAUAUUUAACCUGCUAUAUCUUAGACUUGGGAGAACUUUAAAACUGAGUUCUUAAUGUGUGAAUUCACUUUUCACCAUUACCAAUUGAUUAUUUUUUUUUUUUUUACCUUGGGCAAUGACAAAGACUAAUUUUACUUUUAUAGUGGUCAGUUUAUAGCAACUUCUGUUGUCUCAGUUUGCGAAAGCUGAAGGCAGUUAAUCUUGAUUUUAUUUUUUUUUAUUCUACUGGAAUUCCUUACUUAUUAUUUUGUCUUGACCUUGGCUCUUGUAAUACAGGAAGUUUUUUUUACAGUGAGAUCAAUUUAAUCUGAUUUAGUGAUAACACAACACAAUGCUGAGCACAGAAUUGAGGUUCAUGAUUAGCUCAUAUAUUCUUCUCAAUUCCUUUUUCUUCCCAUACCAUUUCCCUCCCCCAUACCAUUAACGCUGUCCCUUGUAGCAUAUCCAGUCAUUUUUAUCUGCUGACAGGAGCGGCACCUUGCAUUAAGCUCUGCCUGAGGACUGAAGGAUGAAAAUACCUGUGGGAUACAUGGAGCUCCAGAGCAGGCUGAGAAAGGUCAAUUUGGUCACCCUGUAUUUAAUUUUCAUGCUGUGUUUUAGAUGUUACUGUUGGGCACAGCUUGUUCAGGAGUGUGUUUUCAGAGACAUGUUAAAGCUUUUUAAGAGGAAAGAAAUAGUUAAAUAACAGCUGAAACCUUCACAGUGCUUCUGCAAUCACUGUCAUGGUCUGGCUUCAGCUUUUGGUGGAGUAAACUUAGUUUUGCAUGUUUUAGACUUGUGUACUGACUUAGAACUGUCAUUCAGAGUUAAAUUCCACACUUUUCCCCUUUUUCAGUAGGGAAAUGCCAUCAGUAAAAUAAAACUUGAAGCACAGAAGGCUAGGGAUCUAUAUCUAAGCAACUGAGAGCAUCUGACCUGAGCUUUCAUACAGUAUGGCGUGGAACACUUUUCACUGACCACUGGGGAUGUUAAAUUGAUGUUAGAGCUCUUCAUCUGUGUUAGCAAGGACAUUUCCCAAUGAGAUAUACCGCUCUGAUACAUGCUAGUGUGUAAACAAACAUCAAAAUAUAGGGUGAAAGGAGAAAUGUUUCCCUGCCAUACCUAGGUUUGGGGAUCUUGGGUGACAAGAAUUUAGUCUAGCAAUAGUUCUGUACCUUUCCACAGAGGAUCAAAAGCUGUUUCUUCAAGCUUAUUGCAUUUGAGGAUUAAAUUCCAACUGGUUUCCAAACUUUGCUUCUGACACUUAUAGUUUAUCACUGUGAUAAACAUAGAUCACAUGAAACUGCACUAUUAGGGAAGAUCAAAUCUCUGCUUGUCUCUGCCAUUGGCCAGUCAUAGAAAUAUAGAAUAACUUAGAUUGGAAGAAACAUUUGGAGGUCUCUUCUAUAAUCUCCUGCUGAGAGCAGGUCCAACGAGGUCACAUUGCUGUGACCUUGUCCAACUAAGGAUGUCUCCAGAGACAGAGGUUCCAUGACUGUGGUCUCUGAUACACUUUGGCCACCCAUGAGGUGAAAACUUUCUCAGCUAAUAAGAAUUUCCCAUGCAGCUGCAUGUGUUCAUUGCCUCUUGUCCUAUCACAUCUUCACACCUCUGAAGAGCCAAGCUCUGCAUCUUCCAAAUAGUUGAAGACACCAGUAAGAUUUUUGCCAUUUGCUUCCUUUUCUUAAGGCUGAACCAACCUGGUUGUCUACAGUCUCUUCUUAUAUAUAUCACAUGCACAAGCCCCCAGGGCAUCAUGUGGAAUUGCUGUAGAAGGUACCUUGCUGUCUUGUAUUGAGAAGCCCAAAAACUAGGCACAGUAAUACAGAUAUGACCUGAAAAAUGCUGGAUGGAGUUGAAGAACCCCUUUCCCUGGCCUGCUAGCUACUUUUGCAAGUACAGCCCAGUACUCUUUGAUCUUUUGCUGUGAGACAAGUGUAAGUGUAAGAAAUUAGUCACAACGGGGACUGGAUUGCAUUUAUACAUAUGCAACCAGCUUUUCCCUCUCUUCAAAGGAAGAGUGCCAGCUUGGGUCUCAGAGCUUUUUAAACAGGAGGCAGCACUGAAGGAUCCUGAUCACUUUUAAAAAAAUACCUGUGCUUUACCUUAUCAAGUCAUAGUUUCAAUCCAGUGUGGAACUUGCCUUGAGUUUCUAGCCUGUUGCAAAAUCCUUCAGGCUUUUUAGUCCCACUGCUAGUAAGUUGGACUAGAGCAUUAAGAAUGAACCUCUGAAGAAACAUUACUAGCUUCAUAAUGUUGCCCUUGCUGCACACUGAGUUUUUGAGUUUGCAAAUGCCAUCCUGUAACAAAUGAUCUGUUUUCCCUUGCCAGCCAGUCUCUCAGGCAGCUCCUGUUUCUGCUCCCCAUCACAGUUUUUCCCCUCUGUAGUUGUUUUUCAACUCCAGAGUCCUUUAAUCCAGCUCCUAAUUUAAUGCCAUUGCUUGAAGGUCUGCAUCUGGUGAGAAUCUGUGUGUUAGGUUGCAGUUAUACAACAGACUAUUCAGUCAUGUAACUCUUUGUUUCCUUCUGGGUGAAAAAUUAUGCCAAAGCUGCUACUACUAUAGCAUACACUACUGUUGUAAAGUGUAGCUUACAAUGGAGCCAGCUGUGCUGCAGAAAAGAGUUACACUACAAGGUUGUCUGGAUUGCUGGAACUGAUGGGAUUGGGAAAGUGAUGCCUUCUUGCUAUUUGAUCUACACCUGAUCAGAACGUAGCUGUGACUUUGUGCUGGAGUGCCUCUCUCUGCGGCUGCCUAGUGGCUGUUUGGCUGUGAUCAGGUAGAUCAGCAUCUCUCUCUGCGAGGUGGGUUAUUUGCAGGACAGUGCAUGUGUUUGUGCACAGGGGUGUGGGUAUGUACAAUAAUCAGCAGUGGAAAGUACCUAGCUGUGAUGGUGGGCUUUCUCUGUUAGGGUGUCUUUCAUGGGGCAGUAAUACAGCAGUGAGCAUUUAACUUUGGCCUGAGCAAGACAUUUUGAAAAAUACUUGGUUUUCUUGGAGCACUAUAUUUAAAUUCCAAAUUUUUAAUCAACUUUUAACCUUUGUAUUUAUAUGUUCAGAAAAUUCUUUUGAUACCUUUUCAAUUUACCAACACUGAAUUAAAACUCUUCAGAAUGUAUGGCUGGUCCUCUCCUUACAUGUCACUUUAAGCUUCAGAGCCUGAGGGUAGUUGUGCCAAGUCUACCCCAUUUGCUCUCAAGAUAGGAAAAAAAAAAUUGACAAUUCAUGGGUGGCAGCUAAGGAAUAAACCCUUUAAAUAUUUUUUUUCAGAGAAUAUUAAAUUAGAUCUGUGUAAACAUAAAAUUUAUAUUUAUUAAGGUGUGUGUGUGAGUGUGUGUGUCAAUAUAGAUAUAUAAAUGGUCCAUGACUAUUUCUUUCUCUUAAAAGGUACUUUACACAGACUUUUAUACAAUAUGUUGGUAAAUUCCUGCACCAGGCACUGACUCUAAAAGAACGAUGUACCUAUUUUUGUAACAAAUGUGAGCAGCCAGUAGAAGCAGCUUUAACUUCAGCAAUUGCUUUCAUUCCUCUUGCAGAGAAGAAGAGAUGACUUCGUACUUGUAUCUUCCUUGUGUAGGAGCCCUGCUUCUGGCUUUGCCAUGCUUUCAGCAACCCCAGUCUGUGCUGCUUUUCUGGCAAGAAAAUCCCCCAAAUGGCACUAAUGAAAGCUGGAAUCCUUUUUUGUCUCAAAUUAUCUCUAGAUGAGCUAUCGGGGAGUUCUUUACAGGUUCUGCUCUGUAAGUCAUGGGACCUUAUUUCUAACAGGGAAUAUUAAUGGAGGGUCCAUGAUCCUCCCUGUCUGUCUGUCAGGUGGCUAAGCUAACACUGGGGCACUAUGAAAUAGUUAGGUUUUUUCCUCUGUGGUGAGAUUAUUCUCCUUUUAUGAUGCUUUUUAUCUCUUCAUGGGGCAUGAGGUGUGUAUAUAUCCCCUUAAAAACAAAUGCAUAAGAGUUUUCCUAAUGUUCCCAUUCACAAGGAGCAAAUUUUACUAACUGGCCAAAUUUCAGUCAUGGUUUAACUCCACAAGAAUCACUAAAUUCACAGAAGUGUGUGUUUUGAUCCACUUGGGCCUUUUGAGAAUUAUUCUUAAAAACAGGUGAUACUUGGCUUCCUAAUCCUAAUUGCUCUUUCAGAAGCAGAAAUUCCUUUCUCUGUAAGGACCUGAGUGAAUGCUUUACCAGCUUUACCAUAGUGUUUACUGUCUGGUGAUUGGGCUUGAUACUUGAGGGGGAGGACAGGAUUGGUGAUAAGAAGAGUAACCAGCAUAGGAUCGGUGAAAGUAAACAGUUUUCCUCCUCAGCAGAAAACAGCCUUUGUGAAAACCAGACUUACCCCUAGUAUUUCGUUACUACUUCAUAUCUGCUGCUAAGUAAUGCACCUUUGCUGUGAUCUAGAGCUUUCAGUCCUGCUUCUACUCCACCUCGGUUUCACUUAAAGCAGUCUGAAACAGAGCCUUCCUUAAAGCGAAGGGCAACCUUGAGAAGUGUCUGUUAGCUGGAGAAUGAGAAAUUGAGCAGAAAGUGAGAUUUCCUUCUGUUUCACUGCCUUGCUGCUAAAAGUCUGGUGCAGAACAUCCUAAUGUUCUGCUGAUUUAUAUACAGCUCUUCAGAGAUGGACAGGCUGCUAAGUAGGCAAGUUGGCUCUAUAGCAAAUGAGUUACUGUAAACCUAAACUCGCUUUAUCUCUUUCUCUCCCAAAUGGGCUUGAAGUAGAGGGAACCAGAGUAUUGCUGUAAGAUCUUUUUGCUUUAAUGGAAAACUGAGAAUGUAAAAAAAAUACCUGUAAUGUUACAGAAAAUGUGGCUUUAAAAUACAGAAGUCUUACAAGGCUGUAUGUUUUCCUGGGUUCUAGACAUACCAUUUAUACUGCGAUGAGACUGGCCUUGUCCAGCCUACCAGCCAACCUCUGUGUAGCCAAAAAGAGCCUUUUAAGAGCCUGUAGCUAUCCAAAGGACUGUUAAAAGCUGUCUAGAGAUAAAUCAAAAGAUGUGAGCAAUGGAUGGUAAAGCUGGAAAUCCAGAUCCAACUCUGAAUAUUUGCU
Messenger RNA from Athene cunicularia (burrowing owl), 10059 nucleotides. It is a transcript of the gene FOXK1, whose product is annotated as forkhead box K1. NCBI's taxonomy places the organism in Eukaryota, Metazoa, Chordata, Aves, Strigiformes, Strigidae. Gene Ontology annotation, biological process: regulation of transcription by RNA polymerase II. The record is from RefSeq and is a predicted model, not a curated record. Gene Ontology annotation, molecular function: RNA polymerase II cis-regulatory region sequence-specific DNA binding; DNA-binding transcription factor activity, RNA polymerase II-specific.